AUGUCAGUCGGCGUACCGGUAAAUCCGUCGAGCAGCAGCCAAUUACCGGCGGCGCCAACAACAACAACAAGACGGCGCGUGCCUGAUUCUCAGGAAGAUCACAGCCACGUAAGCACCGGAGGAGGAAACGCGGUCGUUUACGUCCCCGACGACGAGGAAGAAGCCACGAGCUGCAGCCUCGGCGGCGGAGGGUUGUCUUUGUGUUGUUCGAGUGGGUCCCACCACCAAAACCACAAUUACCUCGUCGGGUUUCUGUCUCUCCGGAAAAUCAGGCUCGUGUGGAUGCUCAUGGUGGAGAACAAGUCUCGAUGGACGGCUGGGAUCGCUCGGAACAUGAGAUCAGCCACCAAUCUUGGCCGUUUGAUUCUGUCCUUAUUGGCGAUCCUCGUCGUCACUUUCUUCCUCGUCGUGGCUCUCUCCGGGAGCGUCGGACGGCGGCGACACGUGGAGAAACACGAAUUCGUCGUUUCGAUUCAUUCCAGAAGUAACAUUGAGAAGAUCAUCGAAGAAGAAGAAUCUUCUUCCAGUUCCGUUAAAGUCCUCGUUCCAGAGAGAAAACCGAUCCCAGAGAUUUGGAAUCAACCAGACACUGGAAACUAUCAGAAAUGCGUAGCUCGUCCUAAAAACCAAAGACCAAUCAAGAAGACCAAUGGUUACCUUCUUGUUCACUCCAACGGUGGUUUGAAUCAAAUGAGAACUGGUAUAUGCGAUAUGGUCGCAAUCGCCAAAAUCAUGAACGCAACUCUUGUUCUUCCAUUUCUUGACCACUCAUCUUUCUGGAGCGAUCCAAGCACGUUUAAGGACAUUUUUGACUGGAAACAUUUCAUCAAAGAGCUAGCCGAAGAUGUGGAUAUCGUCGAGUAUCUACCGCAAGAGUUUGCUUCGAUUAAGCCUCUUGAAAAGAAUCCUGUGUCCUGGUCUAAGGCUAGUUAUUACAGAAACUCAAUCUCGAAGUUACUGAAGAAGCAUAAGGUGAUUGUAUUCAAUCACACUGAUUCUCGGCUAGCGAACAACAGUCCGCCUCCUUCGAUCCAACGGCUUAGGUGUCGCGCAAACUACGAAGCUCUUCAUUACUCUGAAGAUAUAGAGAAUCUAAGCAAAGUUCUCUCUUCAAGACUUAGAGAAAACAACGAACCCUACCUCGCUCUUCACUUGCGGUAUGAGAAAGAUAUGUUGGCGUUUACCGGAUGCAACCACAGUUUAACGGCGGAGGAGUCAAUUGAUCUUGAGAAGAUGAGAUAUAGCAUUCCGCAUUGGAAAGAAAAACUGAUCAAUGGUACAGAACGGCGUCUUGAAGGCAGUUGCCCUAUGACCCCCCGUGAAGCUGCCGUGUUCCUUAAGGCAAUGGGUUUUCCUUCGACCACGAAAAUCUACAUUGUUGCCGGAGAGAUCUACGGUCAGAAGAGUAUGAACGCGUUCCACGAAGAGUUCCCAAACGUUUUCCUUCACUCUACGUUGGCCACCGAGGAAGAGCUUUCGACUAUAAAACCUUACCAGAACAGAUUAGCUGCUCUUGAUUACAAUUUAGCACUUGAAAGCGAUGUUUUCGCUUAUACUUAUGAUGGAAACAUGGCGAAAGCGGUUCAGGGUCACCGGAGAUUCGAAGGGUUUAGAAAAACGAUGAAUCCCGAUAGGCUAAGAUUCGUGAAGUUGAUUGAUCGGCUUGAUGCGGGACUCAUGUCCUGGGAGGAUUUCUCGUCGGAGGUUAAGAGAAUACAUCGGAAAAGAUUAGGAGCUCCGUAUCUUAGACGGCCAGGAAAGGCAGGUCCAAAGUUGGAGGAGAAUUUUUAUGCAAACCCUCUUCCAGGUUGCUUGUGUGACACGUCUGAUGAACAAACAAGUCUGAACCGGUUUGAAAGACCAAGUUUACGAGCACAGAGUCUCUAA
Molecule: messenger RNA, 1887 nt
Organism: Thlaspi arvense
Lineage: Eukaryota; Viridiplantae; Streptophyta; Magnoliopsida; Brassicales; Brassicaceae
Source: the annotation of a GenBank genome assembly